Molecule: messenger RNA, 1885 nt
Organism: Cottoperca gobio
Lineage: Eukaryota; Metazoa; Chordata; Actinopteri; Perciformes; Bovichtidae
Gene: rrs1
Product: ribosome biogenesis regulator 1 homolog
Exons: 2
Coding region: 60-1103 (347 amino acids)
Biological process (GO): ribosomal large subunit biogenesis; ribosome biogenesis; endonucleolytic cleavage in ITS1 to separate SSU-rRNA from 5.8S rRNA and LSU-rRNA from tricistronic rRNA transcript (SSU-rRNA, 5.8S rRNA, LSU-rRNA)
Cellular component (GO): nucleus; nucleolus; preribosome, large subunit precursor
Molecular function (GO): protein binding
Source: RefSeq, a predicted model, not a curated record
CUGUUAACGUAUUUUUCUCUUUCCCCACGUGGAGUGAACUUUCAACAGCACUCACCAACAUGGCCGCGUGCAGUGUGGAGGAGCUGCUGGUGAGAGCUGCGCAGGAUGAGGCCGAGAAGCUGAAGAGCAUCUCGGUGCAGAAGGAGCUCGAGCUGCACUUUGACAUCGGGAACCUGUUGGCGUGCGACACGAACCGCGUGGAGGUCCGGGACUUCAGGGAGCAGAAGAAAGAAGACUUCCUGCGUUCGUUAGCUCGUGACAACACGCAGCUGCUCAUCAACGAGAUCUGGAAGCGGCCCACGGAGAGGCUCGAGGAGGCGAUAGUGACCAAACUCCCGGAGCCGAUCACCGCGCUGCCCCGGGAGAAGCCCGCGCCGAAGCCCAGAGCGCCCACCAAAUGGGAAGAGUUCGCCAAACUGAAGGGCAUCCAGAAGAAGAAGAAGACCAACCUGGUGUGGGACGAGACGGCCAAGGACUGGAAGAGGCGCUGGGGCUACAAGAGGGCCGGGGACGACACCAAGGAGUGGCUGAUCGAGGUCCCGGAGACCGCGGACCCGCACGAGGACCAGUUCGCUAAGCGCUCCAAAGCGAAGACGGAGAGGGUCGCGAAGAACGAGUUCAACCGGCUGAAGAACAUCGCGAGGGCGCAGAAAGUCAAAUUGCCAGGUGUGGGUCUGACCCCGACACCCCAACAGUCCAAAGAAGACCUGGCCAGAGCCGCCAGCGUGGCCAGGACCUCCACGGCUUCCGCCGGCAGGUUCCAGGACCGCCUGCCCAAAGAGAAGCCCCUGAAGAACACAGGCAAGAAGAGGAAGUUCGAGCCGCUCAUCGGGAACUUCUCCACCGAGAAGCAGAAGCAGCUGGAGCUCCUGAAGCUCAUGGACGGCAAGAGGCCCAAGCUGAACGUCACCAAGGCCGUCAACAAGCAGAUGAGAGAGGAGGACCGAGAGGAGGCCGCAGCCAAGUACAAGAAGAGAGCAGGGAAGAAAGGACGCAAAGGAAGCAUGCCAGGAAAAGCCAAAGGAAAGACUGCAAAAGGAGGGAAAUCAGGAGGGAAAGCAGUAGUGGGGGGGAAGAGGAGAGGCAAGACUGGGAAGCGCUGAGGACUCUGACGUCUGCAUCAAACAUCGACUGGACGGAAUGAUGCAACAUGACUCUGAUGUUGUGACUGUUCAAACUGUCAGCACGUCCUGGAUCACAUUAAAGUCACCGCUUUGUUUUUCUGUUUGAGUUUAUAAAGUCGUUACACCUUCUGUAGCGGACAUCUUUAUGUGACUUGUAAUAAAGUACAAGUGUUACUAAUUCUACAGAAGCUGUACUGAAUCCUUUUAAACUUUAUUCAUAACGUUGUCAUAAACCGAUGAGUCUUGAAACAAUUGUUAGCGUGUUUUACUCCAUUCGGAGGUUUUUUCUCUUUCCUGGACGUAAACCUCGGAGCGGCUUCGCUCCAGUUCUAUCAAAGGUUUGCCUGUCGAGACUGGAGCUUUGAUUCUGAGUGAGCAGUGUCAGCAAUACAAAGCCCACAUUUGCACCUUUUUUAUACACAUUUAGGACACAAUGUAAGUACAAAGCUGUUAGAAAUCCUCAGGACUACUGAGGUUAAUCAGGCGUCUCAUCUGUUUCUGACACGUAAACUUAUAUGUAUGAAAAUAAAAUCCGUUUUCUACGCAGCGAUGGAAGAGUAAGUGCCCGGCUUGAGGAAACGAGAUUUAAGUAUAAGUUAACACUUAUACUUCAAGUUUGACUUUCAUAAAGAUUAAAGUAAAACUGACUGUGUAUGUGUUAACGUUAAUACUUUGAUUUGUCCUCAAAAGUUCAACGUUUAUUCUAAACAUUUGUGCAUUAUUCUUGAAAGGCAAAAUAAAAAUAUUUUUUUUGUAUUUUU